This is a messenger RNA of Tarenaya hassleriana, 1962 nucleotides long. RefSeq names its product interferon-related developmental regulator 1-like. The record is from RefSeq and is a predicted model, not a curated record. NCBI's taxonomy places the organism in Eukaryota, Viridiplantae, Streptophyta, Magnoliopsida, Brassicales, Cleomaceae. Bases 307 to 1632 code for a protein of 441 amino acids. The transcript has 13 exons.
CACCAUCCUCCACACGUUUUCCCCAAUUUCGUGAGACGGAAGUCCCAAACUUUUCUCCACCUCUCUCUUUUCCACCAUUCUUGAUUCAAUCGUGUUUGAUGGAUACAUCGCCCUUCGGUUCACACUUCUCGUCGUUUUCUUCCCGAUUCUUGUUGCUCUUCUUCCCCAGAUUCCGUGCUUCGAUUCCGUCUUGUUCUUUGGUUUUCGAUUGUUCUUCUCCUGCUCAUUCGUCUCGUUUUCAGAUUCUCUGUUAACCCUUUUGUGGGUUUUUUUAAAGUUUUUGAAGGAAGUAGUCACCGACCCAUCAUGGGGAAGAGAUCUCAACGCAAGAACGCCGCAAUGUUUGACAGCGACGAUGAUACAAGUAGUGUUAGCUCUAGCUCUACUAUACGAUCCGAUAGAAUGUCGGUUUCCGGCAUGGAUGAGGUUGAAACUCACAAAGAUGUUCUGUUGGAUCAAGCCCUCGAUGCUCUGUAUGAGAAACGGAGUUCAACGAGGGAGCAAGCAUUGGCCUCCAUUGUCGAUGCAUUUAACAGUGACUUGCAGCAUGAGUUUGCGGAAAAGAAGUUUGCCACUUUAUUGCAUCAAUGUGUAAACUGCAUCAAGAAAGGGUCUAGCAGGGAGACCUUUUUAGCAACUCAUGUCAUUGGUUUGUUAGCUAUGACUGUUGGCUUAGGGGACCAAGCACAUGAAAUUUUGGAAGAAUCAGUCACUCCUCUCUCUCAGGCCCUUAGAUCUGGUCGUGAUUCCUUGAAAAUAUCAUCGAUACUUGAAUGCUUGGCGAUAAUCACCUUUGUCGGCGGAACUGCUCCAGAGGAGACGGAAAGAUCAAUGCAAAUCAUCUGGCAAAUGAUUCAUCCCAAACUAGGUGCUAAUGUUGUUGCAGCAAAACCUUCACCUGCAGUUGUAACUGCUGUGGUGUCUUCUUGGGCUUUUCUGCUGACAACAGUAGAUCAAUGGACACUAAGUUCAAAACUUUGGCAAGAGAUAGUUUCAUAUCUCUCUUCCCUGUUAGAAAAAGAUGAUCGGACUGUUCGUAUAGCUGCUGGCGAAGCACUUGGCCUGAUUUUUGAGUUGGGAAUUCUGGAGAAGUUCUCCGCCGAAGCUAAGCGAUCUAAUGGAUCAGUUCAAGAAGGAAAUGUGACUCAGGAAGCAUUGACACACAUGCAUGGCUUAAAAGCCAAAGUCACUAAUCAAGUUAGAGACCUUUCUGUGGAGGCAGGUGGUAAAGGUUCUGCUAAGAAAGAUCUCAACAGCCAGCGGAAUUUGUUUAAAGAUCUUCUAGAGUUUCUCGAGGAUGGCUACUCCCCUGAAAGCUCAACAAAGAUAGGUGGAGAGUCUUUACAAACGACGAUGUGGUGCCAGAUGAUACAGUUGAACUUUCUGAAACAUUUCCUCGGGGGCGGGUUUAUCAAGCAUAUGCAGGACAAUGAGUUCCUCCAAGAUGUAUUUGGUUUCACUCCGAAGAAGAAGUUUGCUGGUGGGGAGCCUCGUAUGAGCCAGGGUGAAAAGAGGAUGUUUAGAUCACCAAACUCAGCCCUCAGCAAAGCAAGAACACAGUUCUUGAACAAGCAGCGGAUGUUAGCAGAGAGUAAAAACUCCGGCCAUUACUUCACUGGGGAGGAUGAUUGAUUGUAUGCUGCAUGAUCUCCCGGCUCACCAUUUCCCUAAUACAGUCUAGAUUUGGCAGUGGAUGGAUAUCAUCUAUGAUAUGAACCCUUUUUAAGGGAAAAAAAAUUACUGAUGGAUCCAUGUGGAGAGUGUUGUAUAAUCAUAUUGUUGGAUUUGCCUGCAGACAGAUACAUUCAGAUUUGGGAAGUGAACUCUGUUGUCGUGUCUGUUUUUAUCUUCUUCUCAUUGCACAAAUUAGGAAAUUCAAACAGAAAGCCUGGGCACGAAUCUUGUGAUGUAAUGUCUGGUUUCCAGACAUAAGUGAAGCUUCUUUCUUGUCUUUAUAGCUAA